Messenger RNA from Funneliformis mosseae, 1131 nucleotides. NCBI's taxonomy places the organism in Eukaryota, Fungi, Glomeromycota, Glomeromycetes, Glomerales, Glomeraceae. The record is from the annotation of a GenBank genome assembly.
AUGACUUCAAUAAUUUCUACCAAACCAACAAGAAAAUCACAAUCAAGUCGUAAGGGAAAGAAAGCUUGGAGAAAAAAUGUUAAUAUUACGGACUUAGAAAAAACAUUAGAAGGAAUAAGGGCUGAAGAAAGAACAUUUGGGUUUGUAUUUUACGAAAAAAUCUUCACAAUUGAUACAACGGGUGACAUUAAUAUUAAGAGAAAGAUCAGUAAAAGAUUUGCUAAACUAAAAAUUGAUCAAAUAUUGGAGGAUAGAAGUAAAAUUCCUGCAAUCAUUUCAAAAACUACAAAAAAAAAUAAAAAUGGCAAAAAUUCUAAAAUUAGAUCAGAGAAAAUGACGAAACCAAAAAAUCUUGUAGAAGUUGUUCAAGGUUCUAUACCCACUGAGGCUUUAUUGAGGACUGUUGAAUAUGAUGUAUGGGAUGAUGAAAUUAAAUCUCAAGAUGAUAACGAUAAUUACUUACAUCCCGCAAAGAAACGUAAAGUUAAGCCGCCUCCGACCAUAAAUAUCAAACCACCUGACACUAUUCCAGUUGUACACGUUCCACAUCCAGGUGCUAGUUACAAUCCAACAUUUGAGGAUCAUCAGGCACUUCUUAAAAUUGCUCAUGAGGAAGAAGUGGUCAAAUUACAUCAAAAACAAAAACUACAAUCUCAAUUCCCCGUAUUAUCUGAAGCUUUAUCAUCGGUAGAUAAUGAUCAGAAUGAUGGGAAUUCUUCAGAAGAUGAAGUUGAGGAUUAUGAAGAAAAUGGUAAAGAGACCAUAAAGCAAGUUAAAAAUGAACGUAAAAAAUCAAGAACGGAACGAAAUAGAGAAAAGAGAAAUUUUGCUAAAUUAAAAGAAGAGCAAGAGAAAAAAGCUAAAAAGGAAUUCAGAAAGGAAUUAGUAAAGCUCUCUGAAAUAAUUCAAAGCGUUGAACGCGAACAUACGGAACGAGAGAAACAGCAAGUUGAAAAGAUGAAGGCAGCUGAGGAAAAGUCAAAAUUGCCUUUGAAAAAGAUCGGAAAAUAUCCUAUACAACUUCAGGAAGAAUUGUCUGGAUCGUUAAGAACAUUAAAGCCGGAAGGAAAUCUAUUCAGGGACAGGAUGGUUAGUUUGGAAGAACGCAAUAUUGUAGAACCUCGAGUGAAA